AUGAGUUCCUCAUCAUCAUCGGCUGAAUCUCAUCUAGCCACCGCCAAAACAGCUCUCACGGCGGUUGCGUCGGUUGCUGCAGCCGCAAUGCUGACUCGAUCAAUCGUCCAGGAUUACAUGCCAGACGAGGUCCACGAACUCAUCUCUUCCGGCAUCCGCAGAUUCUUCAGCUACUUCUCUUCUCAAAUGACAGCCGUGAUCGAAGAAGGAUCUCCAGGAAUCGAACACAACGAAGUAUUCGAAGCCGCGGAAGCCUACCUCUCCACCAAGAUAUCGAACUCCACCAGAAGAAUCAAAGUGAACAAACUCGAGAAACAGAGCAACCUCAACGUCACCGUAGAACGCGACGAAGAGAUCGCCGACAGUUUCGACGGCGUCAAGCUGAGCUGGAUCCUCCACGUCGACAAACGUAACCUCCGCGAUCUCACGAGCUCGACUCUGAAAUCGGAAGUGCGUUACUACGAGCUAAAGUUCAACAAGAAAUUCAAAAACUUGAUUCUCGAAUCUUACUUGCCGUUUGUGGUGAAUCAAGCUGCGUUGAUGAAGCAAAAGGUCAAGACUUUGAAGAUCUUCACACGUAAUGUCUACUCAGCCGAGUGGACUUCAGUCUCUCUCGACCAUCCUUCCACGUUUCGCACUCUCGCCAUGGAUCCGGAGACGAUGAGAGACCUCGUGGAGGAUCUCGACCGCUUCGUGGCGCGUAAAAGCUUUUACGAGAGAGUUGGAAAAGCUUGGAAGAGAGGCUACUUGCUCUACGGUCCUCCAGGAACAGGGAAGUCGAGCUUGAUCGCAGCCAUGGCGAAUCAUCUUAACUUCGAUAUCUACGACUUAGACUUGACCUCUGUCAACAGCAACGCUGAGUUACGGAAGCUGUUGAUGUCUACUGCGAACCGCUCGAUUCUGAUUGUGGAAGAUAUUGACUGUUCGAUUGAGUUUAAGGACCGGACUGUGGAUGAGAUUUCUCAUGAAGACGAUGAUUCGGUUCAUAAAACGGUUACACUCUCUGGUUUAUUGAAUUUUGUGGAUGGGUUAUGGUCAAGUUGUGGUAACGAGAGGAUUAUAGUGUUUACGACUAACUACAGAGAGAAGUUGGAUCCGGCAUUGUUGAGGCCUGGACGUAUGGAUAUGCACAUUCACAUGUCGUAUUGUACACCGGCUGCUUUUAAGGUUCUGGCUUGGAAUUAUCUUGAGGUUGAAGAGCAUGUGGUUUUUGAGCAGAUUGAGGAAUGUAUCAGGGAAGUAGAAGUUACACCAGCAGAGAUAGCUGAACAGUUGAUGAGGAGUGACUCUGUGGAUAAGGAAGGAACCAAAGAUCUAAAGACCAGAAGCUUCAGAUCCUUGUCGACUCAGUCCCCUCCCUUUUGCAGAGAAAUGGUGGAUGCUGUAGUGACAGUGUUUCUGGAGAAAACCUUGAACGUCCUCGAAGAAAACCGCCGAGUUGUAACGGAAUAUCGAAAGAAUCUAAAAGAUUUGCAGAGUGAGUUACAGUAUAUGCAGUCUUUCCUCAAAGACGCAGAGAGACAGAAGAGGAAGAAGGAAGUCUUGCGUACACUCGUUUCAGACUUACGAGAGCUGGUCUACGAAGCUGAGGACAUAGUCGUGGAUUGUCAGCUAGAAGAUGGUGGUGGUGAAGAUGAUGAUAGUAACGAGCAAAGGCCUUGGCUUUCGCGGUUUUAUCCUUCACGGGUCUCGCUGCAGUACAAGAAAAGCAAACGUCUCAAAGAGAUCAACGAGAGCAUAACAGCUAUCAAGACUAGAGCUGAGCCUUAUUUCAAGUUCAUGACGCAGAGCAACGUCGGAAGAGACAAUGGAACUGAUCGGUGGAGCUCUCAGGCGUAUGAUCAUACUCAAGUGGUUGGUUUGGAAGGAGAUAAGAGCAAAAUCAAGGAGUGGCUCUUCAGGUCAAACGAGAGCGAGCUCUUGAAGAUGGCCUUUGUUGGGAUGGGAGGGUUGGGGAAAACCACCAUUGCUCAAGAAGUGUUCAACGACAAAGAGAUCGAGAACCGUUUCGAGAGAAGGAUAUGGGUCUCUGUGUCCCAGACUUUCACUGAAGAACAGAUCAUGAGAAGCAUAUUAAGGAACUUGGGUGAUGCAAGUGUUGGAGACGAUCUUGGAACGUUGCUGAGGAAAAUCCAGCAGUAUCUUUUGGGGAAACGGUACUUGAUUGUGAUGGACGAUGUUUGGGACAAGAACUUGAGUUGGUGGGACAAGAUCUAUCAAGGACUGCCUAGAGGACAAGGAGGCAGUGUUAUCGUGACAACAAGAUCAGAAUCUGUGGCGGUUAAGGUUCAAGCCAACAAGACUCACCGUCCGCAGCUGCUUACUCCUGAUUACAGCUGGCUGCUGUUUUGUAAAGUGGCGUUCGCGGCGAACAACGGUGCUUGCGAGCGUCCAGAGCUAGAGGAUGUUGGGAAAGAGAUUGUAGCGAAAUGCAAAGGUUUGCCUCUGACAAUCAAAGCCGUUGGUGGGUUGCUUCUGUGCAAAGAGCAUGUGUAUCAUGAAUGGAAACGAAUAGCAGAGUAUUUUCAAGAUGAGUUGAAGAACAACACUUCUGAAGUUGACAAUGUCAUGUCUUCUCUGCAGCUGAGCUAUGACGAGCUGCCUUCUCACCUCAAAGCAUGCUUUCUUACUCUCUCGCUCUAUCCUGAAGACUGUGUGAUACCGAAACAGCAGCUGGUGCACGGAUGGGUCGGGGAAGGCUUUGCCAUCGUGAAAAACGGAAGAUCUGCGACUGAGUCUGGAGAAGACUGCUUUUCAGGACUCACGAACAGGUGUCUUGUUGAAGUUGUUGACAAAACUUACAGUGGAACCAUCCUCACUUGCAAGAUUCAUGACAUGGUUCGUGACCUGGUGAUCGAUAUAGCGAAGAACGAUUCUUUCUCUAACCCGGAAGGACUCAACUGUCGUCACCUUGGGAUUAGUGGGAACUUCGAUGAGAAGCAGAUCAAAGCUAACCAAAGGCUGAGAGGCAUUGUGUCAACAACUAAGACAGGUGAAGUGAACAAGCUCAACGCAGACCUGGCUAAGAAACUAACAGAGUGCAAAUACCUUCGGGUUCUUGAUAUCUCUAAGUCAAUAUUCGAUGCACCUCUGUCUGACAUCUUGGAUGAGAUUGCGAGCCUUCAGCACUUGGCCUGUCUUAGCAUGAGCAACACACAUCCGUUGAUCCAGCUUCCUCGUUCCAUGGAAGAUCUCCACAACCUUCAGAUUCUUGACGCCAGCUACUGUCAGAAUCUGAAACAGCUCCAACCUUGCAUCGUCUUGUUCAAGAAGCUCCUUGUUCUUGACAUGACAAACUGCGGAUCGCUAGAGUACUUCCCCAAGGGAAUCGGAAGUCUCGGGAACCUCGAAGUGCUGUUGGGGUUUAAGCCAUCCAAGUCAAACAAUGGUUGCAAGCUGAGUGAAGUGAAAAAACUCACAAAGCUCAGGAAACUUGGUCUUUCUCUGACUCGUGGCGAUCAGAUAGAUGAAGACGAGCUUGAUUCUUUGGUAGACCUAACCAAGCUUAUGUUCAUCUCCAUCAACUGCUAUGAUAGCUACGGAGAUGAUCUCAUAACCAAAAUAGAUGCUCUCACUCCUCCACACCAGCUCCACGAGCUUUCGCUACAAUUCUAUCCUGGAAAGAUGAGUCCGUCGUGGCUGAGUCCUAACACGCUUCCAGUGUUGAGGUACAUGUCAAUAUGCUCAGGUAAUUUGACGAAAAUGCAUCAACGAUUCUGGGGGAUUGAGACCAACACUCACUGGAGAAUCGAGGGUUUGAUGUUAACUUCGUUGUCGGAUCUAGACAUGGACUGGGAAGAGCUCCAAAGUUCAAUGCCGUACCUUAGGACCGUCCACGCAAACUGGUGUCCAGAGCUAGAGACUUUCCCAAUCGAAGAUGUUGGCUUUAGAGGAGGAGUGUGGACAAAGACACCACCGCAUAGAACCUGA
Microthlaspi erraticum is the source of this 3930-nucleotide messenger RNA. The record is from the annotation of a GenBank genome assembly. NCBI's taxonomy places the organism in Eukaryota, Viridiplantae, Streptophyta, Magnoliopsida, Brassicales, Brassicaceae.